UUACACAGUUUACGUUAUUCAUGUUUCUUUGUAACGAGUAAAAAAGGGUUGUAUGAUGCCGUAGGGUGCACAUGCUUUAGUGUUGUGUGGUUUAGUCUUUAAUAUUUUACUUAUUCUGAUCUUUUAGUUAGGCAGAUGUUCCAGAUGUUUCACUGGAUGCUUGAAUGAGAAUCUGAAAUUAUUUACAUAAUAACAAUAAUAAUAAUAAAACAUAAUACAGCAUGGUACUCGACAUAAAUAGUAGGUUACAGGCAAAUCCCCACACCUCCACCUUUAAAGUUCAACUCCACCCUGAAACACAAUCAGUAAGUUUAUAUUGAAAUAUUUGUGAUGUGUUCAAUGAUUCUGGUGCUAAAUUGUUAUGUGUUGCUGUAUUUUCUUAUUCAAGUGAGAAGUUAGCAUUUGUGUCCCAUGCUGACGUCACAGGUUGACAUUGCUAGCCGUUACAAUGGCAUUUAACAGGAGAAAAAAACAAACAUGAGGAAUAAUAGUCUUCUAACAGGUUGAGCCUCUUUCCUCAUUCAUCAUUUUCCAGUGACGAUUAACGUCACGUUAAUGAGAAGCCCAGCGUAGAGGUAAGCGAGAUGUUGAUGCAAUCACUAGACUCAAAGUCCCAGCAUGCAAUGCAGCUUUGAGACUCACCUCGGCUGGUUAGCGAUCCACGAGAUGACGAGCUCGGUGGUGUUGACGAUGGUAUAAGCAUGAAAGUUGAAGCUUUGGAAGCUGAGCAGAGUGUACAGACAAGGAGGUGGGAGAGCUGGACAGACUAAAUCACUAAAGCGCCGCUGCAUCGCUCUGUUCAUGUAGAUGUUAAUUAUAAAGCUUACUGUGCAAGGCGUUCAGGGUCGAUCUUUCCUCCAGAGGUGACGGCGGCAAGGAAAAACUCCCUGAGACAAUAUGAGGAAGAAACCUUGAGAGGAAACAGGCAGGCAGCAAUGGACAUUACAGCCAAAUUCUGCCAGAAGGAGAUGGAGGAGUACGGAGCCUGUGUGGCCUCCAAUCCAGCAGCAUGGCAAGAGCAGUGUCACCACCUGAAGGUGAAGGUGGCGCAGUGCACCUCCUCUCAUCCAGUGAUUAGGAAGAUCCGGACAGACUGUGCAGGAGAAUUCAGCGAGUUUGAGCGCUGCCUGAGGGAGAACCAGUCCUCGGCUCAGGCCUGCUCGCCGCACGUGGCACGCUUUCUGACCUGCGCCAACACCGUGGACAUUAAAGGAUUAGUGAAUCCAGAAUCUCAGCCCACAUAAAACCCAACCAGAAACCUUCUUCCAUCACCUUGAGAUUAUGUCAUGGACCUUAUUAACAUAACACAGUUCAGUUUUAACACACUUUGUGUUAACACACACAUUUUACCAUUUUGUAAUAAGGUUUGUGAGCUGUACAGAGAGACAGCAGUAAGCUAUGAGAUAUCAUGAGUCAGGAAUCUGAUGUCAGUUAUUUGUAAGAUUCAUGUUUAUAAAUAUUUUCUAGUGAGAACUUGCAGACCUCAACAUGUUUGACUUUAGGUGUUUCAAUAAAAUCUGAUCUGUUUUGAACAAACAGAGUGAAACAUGGUGGUGGCAGCAUCAUGUUGAGCAUUA
This is a messenger RNA of Pangasianodon hypophthalmus (striped catfish), 1577 nucleotides long. Its product is annotated as coiled-coil-helix-coiled-coil-helix domain-containing protein 5. Lineage: Eukaryota; Metazoa; Chordata; Actinopteri; Siluriformes; Pangasiidae. The coding region runs from base 936 to 1244 and encodes 102 amino acids. The transcript is spliced from 5 exons. The record is from RefSeq and is a predicted model, not a curated record.